AAAAGAGAGAGAAAGAGACUUGAAAAGGAGCUUUGAGAUUUCAGAUCCAACAUUUCUUCUUUUUUCUUCCCAAUCUCAAGUUAUACGACCAUGGACUCUGAUGGAGUGUCAGUACCGUUGAUCCACGAGCAUCUUAUGAUGCCUUGUAAUGAUUUGAGGAGAGGUGAUUGUUGUGAGCGUUUGGAAGCUAUCAGUGAUGGCUACUAUUGCACAACCUGCGAUUUCUUCGUCCACAAGAAAUGUGGUGACGAGGCCUCUGAAUGCAUUGAAAAUCCAUUUCAUUCCAAUCACCCUCUUCGGCUUGGUUUUCUUUCUCGUCUUCAGCGCCAACAUUGGCUUAAAGUAGUUCGCAGUUGUGAUUUAUGUGGAAAGAACAUCGGGGAUCUAUUCUAUCGUUGUGAGAUCUGUGACUUCGACAUGGAUUUACACUGUGCCAAGUAUCCACCACUAGAGGUUAUUGACAUUCCCGAGAUGCAUAGCCACAAGCUCAACCUUCUCAAAGAUCGGGUCGAGUUUGAUUGUGAUGCUAAAUGUGGGAAGAUUGGUUAUGGGUUUCCUUACGAAUGUCAUGAAUGUGAUUCAAAGUUCCAUGUGGAUUGCGUAAGGUACUCCUCAUCGGAGGAAGUAAAACAUCCUUUAGAGGUAAACCACUCUUACCACUCCUUGCACCCUCUUAAGCUCCUCAUGGGUCAACCACCAGACUACUCUGAUGGAAAAUGUCGUCUUUGCGGAAGAAAGAUUGAUGAUAAAUUGUUUUAUCACUGCUCUUCUUGUAACUUUACCUUGGAUAUGCGUUGUGUUUUAAAUCCACCACCAAAAUCUGUUUUGGAUUUGAAAACUCAUGAUCAUCAACUCAAUCUUCUCCCAAGGCUCAUUUUUUUUACAUGUAAUGCUUGCGGGCUGAAUGGAGAUCGAAGCCCUUACGCAUGUUUUCAAUGUGAUUUCUUGAUCCACAAAGAUUGUUUUGGUCUUCCACGCCUCAUUAACAUCAAUCGGCAUGAUCAUCGUAUUUCUAGAACUUCUCUUAUUGGUAUUGUGAAUUCUGUAUGUGGAGUUUGUCGCCAGAAGGUGGACUGGACUUGUGGGGGUUAUUCUUGUCAACGGUGUUCGACCUAUAUCGCUCAUUCAAAAUGUGCUACUAGAGAAGAUGUGUGGAAUGGGAAGGAACUUGAAGGAGUACCUGAAGAAAUAGAAGAUAUAGAGCCAUAUGUGGUAAUAGAUGACAACACAAUACAACAUUUCAGCCACAAAGAGCAUUACAUGAGGCUCAAUGUUAAUGGCCUUAUGUGUGAGGUGAACAAGCGGUGCAAUGCAUGCAACCACCCCAUCUCUCCUCAAUCCUUCUAUGGCUGUAUGGAUUGCGAUUUCAUCCUCCACCAAAAUUGCGCUGGAUUUCCUAGAAGGAAAUGGCAUGUGCUACACAAUGAACGGCUUGCUUUAGUCACUAGCGAGGUUAAUAUUUUCGGGUGUAGUGCUUGUCACAAAAUUUUCAAUGGUUUUAGAUACGAGCAUGAGGAUACAAAAUUAGAUGUCCUUUGUGGUUCAUUUUCUGAGCCAUUUAUCCAUCCAAGUCAUCCUCAUCAUCCGUUAUAUUGCAUUUCACCUGAGGAUGAUGAAGUAUGCAGUGGCUGUAACGAGAGGAGCUAUCAUGUGCUUAGAUGCAUUGAAGACAAUUGUGGGUUUAUCUUGGAUUUUGGUUGCGCCACUUUUCCACAAGUGGUAAAGCAUAGAAUUGAAGACCAACCUCUUUCUCUAUGCUAUGGUGAAAAGGCAAGUGGAAAAUAUUGGUGUGACAUUUGUGAAAAGGAAACCAAUCCAAACACAUGGUUCUACACAUGUAAAGAUCAUCGGGCAAGUUUGCAUACAUGGUGUGUGCUUGGAGACUUUAUGGGGCUCAUACCAAAAAGCACAAUAGAGCUAUGGAACAUAUCAUAUGAAGUGGUGCUCAAUAAUAGUAUUUCUCGCCCAAUUUGCAGGCACUGUAAGUCGCAUUGCAUUCCCCCUAUUAUCUUAAAGAAGAUUGGAACCUCAGAUCCAUACUUUUGUUCUCUGGACUGCAUAGAGAGUUUCAAAAGGCUUUGGCGAGCAAAGUGAAGAUUGAUCGUUAAACCCCAUUUUGAAGCCUUACUUAUCUCUUUACAUGUACAUUUUCCUUAUGAGUUGCUUUCUU
Messenger RNA from Arabidopsis thaliana (thale cress), 2170 nucleotides. RefSeq names its product Cysteine/Histidine-rich C1 domain family protein. The coding region runs from base 91 to 2094 and encodes 667 amino acids. The record is from RefSeq and is marked reviewed. The transcript has a single exon. Lineage: Eukaryota; Viridiplantae; Streptophyta; Magnoliopsida; Brassicales; Brassicaceae.